GAGCAUCAACUCCUACACUUUUCGACAGGCUGAAGCUGUAUGUUCAGAAGCCCCGUCAUAAUUACAUUCUGCUGGGAUCUAUCAGUGCGCGUGCCGACACGUCCAGUACAUCAAUUGUUUUUGGCCCUUGGCAUAAAGAAUAUCACGGCUUGCAAUAAGUCAAUUGACUUCGGUCAAUCGAUACUUUACUCUUUCAAUCUAGCUCAUUAAUUCUAGAUAUUCACCACGCUUGCUGCGCCACGGUAGCUUUGUUGAUUCUCGCCGGCGCAAAUAUCAUUGCCUCCGCUGAAUAUCAAGCAACCACGACAGACAUGGACGCGCCAAAUAAUGCCCCAGCUUCUGCAAAUGGAUCAAAUGAAUCAAAUGAUACCGCCAUGGGCGAAUCGUCACCUCCUAAAUAUGUCCCUCAAUUCUCUGCCGCGACCGAAAUGAUUCUUCAACGCAUGAGAGCAGGAAUAUCUGGUGGGCUAUCCAGUAUUGGCAUUACAGGAACACCACCGGGCUAUGAAGAAAUGCGCAGGAACGUCAUGUCAGGGAUGAAAACUACGCAGAAUAUGCAAAUAACUACACCACCACCAAGAUAUCAAACUAGCAAGAAGUCGACGCCCAAACCCAGUGCCACGCCUAAAACACCCAAAGUUGAGUCUCCGACAGUAUCAUCAAAUAGUGCAGGAGCCAAAAAGAAGCGAAAAGGUCUCAAGACAGGACAAAAGCGCAAAAGAGCCAAGGAUGACAGUGAAAGUGCGGACGAAUCUGAAGCUUUGAGUGGUCUAGGCGGGGAUUCGGACUCGGACGAUUCAAGCAGUGCGAUGGAAAUGCCAAAGAUUACACAAAGCGGAAGACAAAUAGUGAAGCCAACUCAAUUCGUACCUACCUUACCUGAGACGAGCUCGCGGAAACGAUCCUCUGCGUCAACAAAUAAACGAACUCAAAAUCAAGAGCAAGCAUUGUGCAAGAGAUGCGGUAGGGGCAACAGUCCUCAGAACAAUAUGAUAGUUUUUUGUGAUGGGUGUAAUUUGGGGUGGCAUCAAAUGUGCCAUGACCCUAUAGUUUCAGAAGAGGAGGUGAAGGAUGAACAGGCACCAUGGUACUGUAAUGAUUGCGCAAGAAAGAGGGGCAUUAAACCGGCACCGUCUAAGACUGACGGUGUUAGCUGGGCCGGCAAAACACUCGACCAGAGAAGGACAUACCUAGCCUUACUGCCUCAUCCCCAGCUAGUGGAGCUUCUCAUUAAAGCUUCCAUUUUGUACCCAGAUAUGCCUAUAUUCCCCGCCAAUACUCCGCCCCUCCAGUCCCGCCAAUCACAGAAUUCAUCUCGCCCCACAACCAAUCACAUCACGCAACCAUUUCCUCCCUCCGCCACCUCCACCGCGGGCCUUUUUUCUCGUGCAGAAUCAAACCCCAACGCACCAAUGAACUUUAUUCGCAAAGUAGCUCCCAAUUCCGCAACCUCUAAUAUCACUCCUUCACCGAUGUUUACCUCAUCAUUCCCCCCAGCACCAGCUUUCACUCAUGCUUCUUCCGCCCCGCCAACACUACCUCCACAGGCUUCAUCAAACAUGGAGUCAAAUGGAAAUAUAAAUGGGAUGGACAAUGGGCAGGAGGUGUCUCAGGAAAGCAGAGAGUCCACGCCAAAUAGUCCACCAUAUCCCAAAGCUGGAACAGGGCUUAUGAGUAAAUUGGGCCCGGAUGAUGAGGAUAUAGAGUGGUUGGUUGAUAAUGAAGAUUACGAGGCUUUUAGUCAUACGGUCUAUGAUGAUCACGGAGAAAGAGAUUCUGGGGUUAUAUGAAGAGUGAUUGUGUAUAAUCGAUAGAGGCCGAAGCUGAAAAGCAUAAUAAAGAAGAGAGGAGUAAACAAUAAAUUUUCCUGAAGAUCCAUAGGUCUUCGUGGGAAAAGCUCUCGUGGAUAGAUAGGCAUAUCCUGAGCUGGCUUGGUCAGUAGCUUGUGCUGCAUUUAUCACUCGCGUCUGAAACGCGUGUACAUCGUAUCCUCGAUUGGGCAUUGCUAACAGUGUACAUAUAUACAUUUGUUAUUACGUAUUUGGGCAACAAAAGAGAAACUGCUUCAAACGGUGAUCGCUUAGGUGCUUUGACUAUUCAUGAUUAGUUCAGUAUUCGGGAUAGAUGAUUUGUAUUUGGUGAUAUAAUGUUCAUGGGCUGAUUUAUAUCUACUAAAUGCAAGUCAUUGUUCUCUUGAUUUAUCUGGAUGCUUCUGGCGUCCUAUCUUCAUGAUGGGAUGUGUUGCUACGAGUUGGCACGGAGCUGGAUACAUGGACUUGAUCUUCAGAUGAGUUCAGUCAUCUUGGAAGUUUAGAGGGUAGGCUCUUGACUCACUUGCUAUUCAUAUUCCGAGGAUGUAGAGAUGAGAUACAAUGCUGCGACAGUGACUCA
This is a messenger RNA of Botrytis cinerea B05.10, 2391 nucleotides long. RefSeq lists its product as hypothetical. The transcript is spliced from 2 exons. Gene Ontology annotation, cellular component: nucleus. NCBI's taxonomy places the organism in Eukaryota, Fungi, Ascomycota, Leotiomycetes, Helotiales, Sclerotiniaceae. Gene Ontology annotation, molecular function: chromatin binding; DNA binding. Bases 312 to 1790 code for a protein of 492 amino acids. The record is from RefSeq and is a predicted model, not a curated record. Gene Ontology annotation, biological process: regulation of DNA-templated transcription; chromatin organization.